GGGGGGGUGGGAAGCCGGCGCUUGUGCUUGGCCCUGCCCGGGAAGCCUGCCUAGAGCUGUGCGGCUUUUUUGUGGGCUGCGUCGAGGCCGUUGCAGCGUUUGGAAGCGCAGCAGCAGGCAGGGAGGAGGGUUCCUGGGAGGGGAGCCCCGUGCGCCCCCGCCGGGCUCGGUCUCCCCUCUGCACCCCGCCUUGCGAGCCCGAUCUCGCGGCUCCUUUCUCACGGCCCCAUGUCCAGCCUCCAGCGGCCCGUGGCUGCUUCCACCCAGGCCCAGCCCGUCUCCUUGAGCGCGGAGCAAGCCAAAGUGGUCCUGGCAGAAGUGAUCAAGGCGUUCGGAGCACCAGAGAAUGCCCAGCGCCUGGAGGAGGCGAGGGAGAAUGCUGGCAACGACAUGGGCAAGAUGCUACAGUUCCUGCUGCCUGUGGCCACCCAGAUCCAGCAAGAUGUGAUCAAACCCUACGGCUUUAGUAACGACGGGGAAGGAGUCCUCAAAUUUGCCCGCUUGAUAAAAUCUUACGAAUCUCAGGACCCGGAGAUUGCCAGCAUGUCCAGGAAGCUGAAAUCCAUGUUUCUGCCUCCAAUGAUUCUCCCUCCGCAUGGGGCUGGAACAGGGGCUCUGGCUGCCUCCUGAAACUCCCAGGAGCCUCUCUGCCUUCCGUUACUGCCCUGGCAACCAUGGUCGUGACCUGGAAUUCGGGAUAUUCUUUCAGUGCUGUGAGAGAUGGCUUCGGUUUCCUUGUACAGGCUUAGUUCUGCCCUUUCUGCGAAUGUCUUUUGUGUGGGGCAAGAUAAAUAUCUCUCCCAUCUUUUUUUCCCCCCAGCCAAAGUUCUCUCUGUGCCAAAGUUCCCCAUGGUGGGAAGCCAUUUUAGGGGCACAUAAAAUGGAAGAAAGAGGAGGUAUUGCCGCGUUUCUACACAGACUCAUACUGAAAGCCUAAUAAAUGCUGAGACUUUAUAUACAUGCACACACACACACACGGAUAUAUAUAUAUGUGUGUAUUUUAUAACGUGGGUAAUGACUGGAUGUUAUGGGGGCGUCAGAAUUGCAAAGGUGUUUCCGCGCUGUUAAUAAACAGGAGUUCGGUGGCGCCUUUUAGGUUAGCACCAUUUCAGUAA
Molecule: messenger RNA, 1115 nt
Organism: Gekko japonicus
Lineage: Eukaryota; Metazoa; Chordata; Lepidosauria; Squamata; Gekkonidae
Product: chromosome unknown open reading frame, human C12orf57
Exons: 3
Coding region: 229-630 (133 amino acids)
Biological process (GO): post-embryonic development
Source: RefSeq, a predicted model, not a curated record